Euleptes europaea (tarantolino) is the source of this 459-nucleotide messenger RNA. It is a transcript of the gene HSPB3, whose product is annotated as heat shock protein family B (small) member 3. The coding region runs from base 10 to 459 and encodes 149 amino acids. The record is from RefSeq and is a predicted model, not a curated record. NCBI's taxonomy places the organism in Eukaryota, Metazoa, Chordata, Lepidosauria, Squamata, Sphaerodactylidae. Gene Ontology annotation, cellular component: cytoplasm; nuclear speck. The transcript has a single exon.
CUUUUAGCAAUGGAAGGAGUACUAGUGAUACGUCACUGGGUGGAAACCCCAGCACGUUAUCAGGAGCAUUUUGCUGAGCGAGAUCUCGAAGCGUGCAGGCUAAACCAUUGUCUGUAUGCCUUGCCAGGCCCGGCCACAGCUGCUCAGGGAAAGAAGCCACAGGCAAGGAAGAGCUCUGCGGAGGCAGCGCAGAAGGGCACGGAGGAAGGAAAGCCCAAAUUUCAAGUCUUGAUCGACAUUGUACAAUUCCGGCCCGAAGACAUUAUCAUUCAGACCUUUGAAGGCUGGCUGCUGGUUAAAGCUCAGCACGGACCCAGGAUGGAUGAACACGGCUUCAUAACCAGAAGCUUUACUAGACAAUACAAACUGCCAGAGGGAGUCGAAACAAAAGACCUGGCUGCUCUCUUCUGCCACGACGGCAUUUUGGUUAUUGAAACCAAAACCUUGGCAGAGAACUGA